AUGGAAUCUAGAAGGCUUCAGAAAGAGUUCGAAGAGCUUUUCAAGCUGAGCGCUCCAGGCACCCAGAGCAUUGUAUCAGCUCACAUGGUUGGUAAUGAUAUGCAUCAUUUAAAAGGAAUAAUCAAAGGACCAGUAAGAUUUUAUAUCAGUAGCCAGACACACCUUAUAGUGGCGGAACCUUUAUCGUAGACAUCACCAUUCCUCCAGAUUAUCCUUACAAGCCACCAAAAAUGAAGUUCGAUACCAAAAUUUGGCAUCCAAACAUUUCAUCUCAGACUGGAGCUAUCUGUUUAGACAUCCUUAAGGAUGAAUGAAGCCCUGCCUUGACCAUCAGAACUGCCCUACUCAGUUUACAAGCUUUAUUGUGCGCUCCAGAGCCUGACGACCCUCAAGAUGCUGUUGUUGCAAGCCAAUAUAAAAACCAUCCUCAAGAAUGGGCAAGAACAGCAAGACAAUGGACCCAAGAAUACGCCAAGGAUAUUGAACAGGUCCAUAGGGAACAGAUUCAAAGACUAAUGGAAAUGGGAUUCGAAGAAGAAGUGGUAAGAAAAGCUUUAGAAAGUGCAGGAUGGGAUGAAGAAGCUGUCGUGAAUUCUUUAUUAGGCUAA
Molecule: messenger RNA, 608 nt
Organism: Blepharisma stoltei
Lineage: Eukaryota; Ciliophora; Heterotrichea; Heterotrichida; Blepharismidae
Source: the annotation of a GenBank genome assembly